Molecule: messenger RNA, 2226 nt
Organism: Symbiodinium sp. CCMP2592
Lineage: Eukaryota; Dinophyceae; Suessiales; Symbiodiniaceae
Source: the annotation of a GenBank genome assembly
AUGGCAGGGCAAUGGCAGCGUGACUUCUUCCUGAUCACCGAAGAUCCCUUCGCCGUGGACCUGAAUACUUUGGACCUUUGGGUCGAAGGUUUGUCCGUGCGGGAAGCCACCGAGCGAAGAUGGAGGGACACAAAUUCCCAGUCUCCGCUUCAGGUCACAGGAAGCCUGGCUCAUCAGGGCUCCUCCUCGGAGAGAGAGAAUGGCAUGGCUCUGCUGGCACAGGACUGCGCCCAACAGUACGAAGCUUUCGAAUUUCUGGAGGAGGCCUUGACAGACCCGAUCCACUUCAUCGACUUUUGUCCCGUGCAGCUGACCCGCGCAGUUCGCAAAGUAUUUGUGCGCAAAUACUACAGCUUGGACAACCACAUCGUCCGCGAAAUUCUCCGCCAACCGCAUAUCCUGAAUGUGAAGCUGCAGGGUGGCGGGGACAGGAGAGCCAUGUUUGAGGUGGAUCAGAUCGCACGCGCCAGCGAGCAGCGCUCGAUGAAAGUCUGCCGCAUCAUCAUGAACCUUCAGAGGGUGGGGCGUUGGAUCGAGCACGCCACCCAGCGCCACGGAGAGGACGAGAUUCCUUAUCCGGGCGGGAGGCUCCAUGUGCCUGAGAUGGAGGCUUUGCAAGAGCCGCUCUGCUGGCGGUACCGCAGCUUGAUCUUUGUGUUGCUUGCAAAGUUUGAUUUAAGCAGCAAGCUGUCCAAGACUCUGCAGACAGAGCAUAUUGAAGACGUGGCCGCUAUCUUGCUGGCCAUUGGGGGCUUGCCGGAGCCAACGGACAGGAGCCGACUGCUCCCCAUCAUCCCCAUGCUUCGGGGCGAUGAGGUGCUGACCACCUACAGCGCUGCCUCCACCUUGCGACAGUCCGUGCUUGAUGGGAAUGUCAGGGAGCAGCUGCAGCAGCUAGACAAACACGUUUUGAGACGACGCUUCGACGACUUCAAGGCGAUCCUAGUGCAAGAGCUGGAGCAACGAGGGGAACAGCGAGGCGAACGAGAGAUGAACGAGAGGCCGAAUCAGUCCCAACAGAGUCUUCCUGGAGGGUCGGGAGGGGGGUCCGCCGGAGCAGGCGUGUCAGGUGGUGGGAUCUCGACCGGUGCCCUUCCCGACGAAAGCCGGGUGGGAGGUCUAGUGGGGGCGGGUAUGACCUUCUUUCGUGGCGGACGACUGGGGAAGUUGAAGUCCUCGAAGCUGGAUCCUAUGGUAGCUGCGCUGACAGCAGGUGUGGUUACCUUGCAUUCCGUUUCCGAGUUCUCCUCGUUCUUUGGAUUCCUCGCCGAGUUUGUUGAGAAGUUGCGGCAGUUCGAUGCUGUCGACCCAUUGGACGUCUUCCAGCGCUGCUACACUGCGAUGGAGACCUUGGCAGAGCGUGACAGGACAGAGGACAGAAAGAGGAACGAGCUUUGGCCAGGUUGGCUGGAGGCCUGGUGCAAGUUUCUGGAGUUCUAUCGCGCUUGUGCAGCCUGCUUGCUCAGCAGCAGCCAGCCUUUGCCGCACCCCACCCACGGGAGCAGAGAGCUCGACCCGGGAGAGCAGGGGGCGGUGGAUGUUAGUGAGGGGACACCUGGUGCCGGAAAGGAGAGCUCCGGGCCUUACACGGAGAGUGCCGCGCGCUUCGAAGCGGUCAUUUUCUCCCCAACAAUCCUUCUGAAGGUUUUCGGCAAGACGGAGUCAUUGACGUCCCUGGCCGUCCAUGCUGCUGCCACGAUUUUGGUGACAAUCGUGGGCAAUGGCGCAAGCCUGGCAGCAUUACGCUGGAUUGGGGCCAAAACGCUGAACACCGCCGGCUUCGUUGCCAGCUGCCUGGCUUUCUGUGCUUUCGCUCUGGCGUAUGCAUCAUUCCAUGACAAGCACUUGCUGCAGUUCGCGCUCCUGUGCAUUGUUAAUUUCACGCUCUCUAUGAACAACAUCUCCACGUUCAUGCUUCCAGUGUUGGCCUUCCCUCGCAGCGUGCGGUCCACCUUCCAUGGCAUUUCGGCUGCAGCCGCCAAGCUUGGCGCCAUGGUGGGGACGGUCCUCUUUCCUGCGCUCGAAGGACGCGGCAUCCCUUUCGUGAUGUUCACUCAGGCUUUCGUGUGUGGCAUGGGGGCUUGCUGCAGUCACUGGUUCUUGGAAGUCGUGGAAGAAGACGUUGAUUGGGAGGAGCAGGUGGAGUUGCAGCUGGUUGAAGCUAUUGGUUUGCCAGAAUCGGCGCAGGAUGCUGCAGCCCGCGAAAUGCAGGUGAAGGGCGGAUGA